UUUUCAUACCCAGCGUGUGCUGCACUACUGAACACAUCACAGUCUCAGGGGACAGUCACACAGAGACAACACCAAGAUAACAGAGACAAGAGACAGAGGACGGAAGGUGAAACCCUUAACUGGAGAUCGUGCCUGCUGCGCUGUCAAAAUGAGCAAAAAAGGAACCCCUCUGUCUAAGCAACAAUCAACACCCAACUUUGGGAGGGAAAUGCCGCGUCAGUUCACCAAGAUCUCUCUCCACGACGUGGAUGAGAAUAUUCGACUGCUGGCAGAGAAAGUGUACGCUUCAGCUCUGAAGGAAGAGGACACUAAGAACACCUUCUCCAUGUUCACCGUCCCCGAGGACUGUCCCAUUGGUCUGCAUCAGGCUAAGGAGUGGGAGCUACGCAAAGAGCUGGAAGAGCAGAAGUCGGAGGAAUCGGUCAAGAGGAAACAGAGUUUCAAGCUGAUGCGGUCCCAGUCCCUGCACAUCCCCGUGGCUCCCGACUGGGCCAUGUCUGUGAUUUCACCCCUUUUGACCCCAUCCGCACCUGAAGGACAGAUGGCUGUCAAUAUCCCAGAAUUCCAGAGGGUCACCAUCAGUGGAGACUACUGUGCAGGGAUAACGGUUGAAGACUAUGAGCAGGCAGCCAAAUCCCUGCUGACAGCACUCUUCAUCAGAGAAAAAUAUUCCCGGCUGGCAUAUCACCGCUUCCCCAGGACCGCAGCCAAGUUUCUAAGGAGUGCCAAUAAUGAAAAGUGGAGUGAGGAGGAAGAAGUGCUGCCAGAUAUCUGUCCCUCCCCAAGUGAGGGUGAGGAUCCCUACAGUAUGGAAGACCUUCCACAGAAUCUCAACUAUUCCCUUAGGAUGAAAGAUGGAAUCAUAUACGUCUAUGAUAACGAGGACGCAUUAAAACAGGAUCUGCCACGGAGCUUGCCAUAUCCUGACCUGGAAACCUUUGCUAUCGAUUUGAGCCACGUCCUUGCCAUGAUUGCAGACGGACCAACGAAGACCUAUUGUCACCGACGGCUUAACUUCCUGACCUCCAAGUUCCAACUGCAUGAAAUGCUGAACGAGAUGGCAGAGUUAAAGGAACUGAAGUGUGUUCCUCACAGAGAUUUCUACAACGUCAGAAAGGUUGACACGCACAUUCACGCAGCAGCCUGCAUGAACCAGAAGCAUCUUCUGAAGUUCAUCCAGGACAGCUAUCAGACAGAAGCGGACCGAGUGGUGCUGGAUAAGGGUGGAAAGAAGGUCACCCUCAAACAGGUCUUUGACACUCUCAAAAUGGACCCUUAUGACCUCACAGUGGACUCACUGGAUGUGCAUGCGGGCAGACAAACCUUUCACCGCUUUGAUAAAUUCAAUUCCAAAUACAACCCGGUUGGUGCAAAUGAGCUCAGAGAGAUCUACCUCAAAAGCGAUAACUAUAUCAACGGAGAGUAUUUUGCACGUCUGAUCAAGGAAGUUGCUCAUGACCUAGAGGAGAGUAAAUAUCAGCACGCAGAACCCCGCCUCUCCAUUUACGGACGAGCACCAGAGGAGUGGGAAAGUCUGUCCAGAUGGUUCAUCAUGCAAAAGCUGCACUCCCCUAACAUGAGGUGGAUGAUACAGGUGCCCAGGAUCUAUGACAUUUUCAGAUCAAAGAAGAUUAUUGCCAACUUCGCCAAGAUGCUGGAAAACAUCUUCCUUCCACUGUUUCAGGCCACUGUAAAUCCUCAGAAACACAAAGAAAUGCACGUCUUCCUCAAACAUGUGACCGGGUUCGACAGUGUGGAUGAUGAAUCCAAACACAGUGAUCACAUAUUCAACUAUAAGAGUCCAAAACCUGAAGAGUGGACCUCCGAGGAAAACCCACCCUACACAUACUACCUCUUCCACAUGUAUGCCAACAUCAUGGUUCUCAACAACCUAAGAAAGGAGCGUGGUAUGAAUACCUUUCUGUUUCGUCCUCACUGUGGUGAAGCAGGAUCCAUCACUCAUCUGGUCUCCGCUUUCCUCACAGCCGACAACAUCUCUCAUGGACUCAACCUUAAGAAGAGUCCUGUGCUGCAGUACCUUUAUUACUUGGCCCAGGUUCCCAUUGCCAUGUCUCCUCUCAGCAAUAACAGUCUGUUCCUGGAGUACUCCAAAAAUCCCCUGCGAGAGUUCCUGCAGAAAGGCCUGUGUGUUUCCCUCUCCACAGACGACCCACUACAGUUUCACUACACAAAGGAAGCCUUGAUGGAGGAAUACGCCAUAGCAGCACAGCUGUGGAAACUGAGCACAUGCGAUACAUGUGAGAUCGCCAGAAACAGUGUGCUUCAGAGCGGCCUGUCACAUCAGGAGAAGAAAUACUACCUGGGUGAGAAUUAUCUAGAGGAUGGACCAGAAGGAAAUGACAUCCGUAAGACGAAUGUGGCGCAGAUCCGUAUGGCCUAUCGGCAUGAGACACUGUGCAAUGAGCUCAGCUUCCUAGUGGAAGCCGUCAAGUCAGAAACAGUGGCAGCACAAGCCCCGUAAACAUAGCAGGGUGACAGACAGGGUAAAGCUUGGGUUCAUACGAAUGGACCAGAUGUCAGUAUAAAAUCUUGCGACAGGUCAUGCACUAAAGAGUCAUGAAAAAUACACAUCAUUCUAGAAUGCAAGAUAAAGAGCCAUGCAUCUUAUUGAUGAUGCACAUAUCACUUCCCAUGGUGCCUUAAAGGUGUUGGAUAUAAACAUUUCAUAUAGCAAAUCUGUUUGUUUUCCUUUUU
Molecule: messenger RNA, 2715 nt
Organism: Danio aesculapii
Lineage: Eukaryota; Metazoa; Chordata; Actinopteri; Cypriniformes; Danionidae
Gene: ampd3b
Product: adenosine monophosphate deaminase 3b
Exons: 16
Coding region: 149-2482 (777 amino acids)
Biological process (GO): IMP salvage; AMP metabolic process
Cellular component (GO): cytosol
Molecular function (GO): AMP deaminase activity
Source: RefSeq, a predicted model, not a curated record